Suillus bovinus is the source of this 225-nucleotide messenger RNA. RefSeq lists its product as uncharacterized. The record is from RefSeq and is a predicted model, not a curated record. The coding region runs from base 1 to 225 and encodes 74 amino acids. NCBI's taxonomy places the organism in Eukaryota, Fungi, Basidiomycota, Agaricomycetes, Boletales, Suillaceae. Gene Ontology annotation, biological process: protein secretion. The transcript has 2 exons.
AUGCCAACACCCGUCUUACUGUCUCGUGGACUUGACCCUGCGUUGGGCAUUUUUACAGGUUUCUUUGCUUAUUACCUUCACGAGACACAUCCACGCACCGCACCCCCAGCGGACAAGCAACUUGCGGCACUGGUGCAGUGGAAAUGGGAAAAAUGGAAGCGUGAGCGGGAGGUAAAGCUGAAUGCUCUUGAGAGAGAAGCGGAAGAAUCCUCCCGGUCCAGUUGA